UUCUACUCGAAGUAUGGCAAACUUUUAAAAAGGCGACGAUCUCUUAAUAAUACAUAUCGUGGUGGUGGAAGCGACCGGUAAAACAGUUAUAAAAACAGCGGUAACUACGUUAGAAUCAAUUAUUUAAGAUGCAGAGCUCCGUAAAGAGAGAGUGGAGCAGUCGUAAAGGGGGUGGAAGAAAGUAAUGCCGUUCGUGGAAGGAUGCUGGUGUCUCAAGGAGGUGCCUUCGGGCGAAGAAAGAGAGAGAAAGAGAGAGAGAGAAAAGAGAGAAAGAAAGGAUAGAUGGAGAGAGAGAAAGAGAGAGAGAGAGAGAGAAGCAAAAGGAGAGAGGUAAGAUGGCUAUCGCGGGGAUUAUAAAGGCCGUAGUUAAAAGUUGCUUCGACUAUCAGGGGACUGACCGGCCGGAGACGAAGUCGAGCGUUAUUGCGAGACGCUCUCGUUUCGUGUGAACUGCGAAAAGUUUGAAAAACAUUCGAUAAACCUUUAGAACUAGCUGAAAUUCGAGAGAAAGAGACGAUCGAUCGUGAAUCGCUUCCGAUCGGUUAUUUAGAUCUUACUCCUAUUUAAAAUGACCGUACAUGUUUGGAACGAAGAAGAUGACAACGACUUUGACAUAGUGAUCAUUGGUGCUGGUUUAACGGGACUUAGCACAGCGUACAAUAUACUUAGAAGAAAACCCGCUUUAAGUAUACUGAUCAUCGAAGGAACCGAUAAAGCCGGAGGACGCAUUUUAUCACAGAAUUACAGCGAGAGCUUUUACGCCAGUCUCUUGCAAGAACGCGUCACUCAACUUAUCCAUAGACUGAACAUAAAUACUUGCCCGAGUCAGAGCACAGAUGGAAAAAGAGUGUUUUUUACGAAAAAUGGUCCCGUAGAAAAUUUUCCAAGCUUAUUCGCAGCUGAAAUUCGCUACUUUAUUCAAGUUGUGAUUAUUUAUUUGGAUCAUUGAUUUUCAGAAAUAAUAUUCUUA
Vespula pensylvanica (western yellowjacket) is the source of this 970-nucleotide messenger RNA. RefSeq names its product polyamine oxidase 1-like. Gene Ontology annotation, molecular function: oxidoreductase activity. Bases 569 to 949 code for a protein of 126 amino acids. Lineage: Eukaryota; Metazoa; Arthropoda; Insecta; Hymenoptera; Vespidae. The transcript has 2 exons. The record is from RefSeq and is a predicted model, not a curated record.